AUUUGUCAUUAGUGACUGCAUCUGCAGGCCGUGGGCAGCUACUGCUUUGCUCUUCCUCGUUUCAAAGAAAUCAAUUCAUUAACUGUCGCGCCCGGAGAAAUUAAGCACACAGUGACGCAAAGUGUUUUUAGAUGGAGACACAGUACCCAUGUCGGUGUUUUACUUUAGAAAUCGUGAUCUUUGACGUUUGACAACUUUUUUUUGCAACGUUUUUUCCUAACAAUGAAUUGCGCAACCAGUGUACGAGAACUUGUCCUUGACAAUUGUCGAUCAGUGGAAGGAAAAAUUGAAGGCCUCACAGCUGAGUUUGUCAACCUGGAGUUCCUCAGUUUGAUAAAUGUUGGCUUAAUCUCAGUCUCCAACCUACCUAAACUAGGAAAACUCAAAAAGCUGGAGUUGAGUGACAACAGAAUCAGUGGCGGCCUUGAUGUUUUAGCAGAGAAACUACCCAACCUCACACAUCUAAACUUGAGUGGCAACAAAUUGAAAGACAUCAGCACAUUGGAACCGUUGAAAAAGCUGGAUAACCUGAAGAGUUUGGAUCUGUUCAACUGUGAAGUGACAAACCUGAAUGACUACAGAGAGAGUGUGUUCAAGCUGCUGCCCCAGCUCACCUACCUGGAUGGUUAUGACAUGGAGGACAGGGAAGCCUCUGACUCUGAUGGAGAGGUGGACGGAGAUGGCGUAGACGACGAUGAAGAUGAAGAAGGAGAGGAGGAGGAAGAUGAGGACGGAGAGGAGGAGGACUUUGACGAGGAAGAGGAGGAUGAGGAAGAUGAAGAGGAGGUAGAAGGAGAAGACGAUGAUGAUGAGGUCAGCGGAGAAGAUGAGGAGGAAGAUUUUGGUCAGGAUGGAGAAGUGGAUGAAGAAGAUGAGGAUGAGGAUGAAGAUGACGACGAAGCAGAAACUGGCAAAGGCGAGAAGAGAAAGCGAGACCCAGAGGAUGAGGAUGAUGACGAUGACGACGACGACGACGAUUAAGAGCAAAACUGAAAACGAGAGCCUACCGAGUUACCCUUCCUCCCCCACAAACCCGAACAUCCGCCCUCCUACAACUCGCACCGCCUUUGUAAUCCACGUCUACCCCCCCAGCUCUGAGCUCUUUUUAUGGGGCAAGACUGUACCGGAUGGGUGGGCCAAGUGGAGCUGCACCCCCCUCCCCACAUUUUUAUAAUUUUUUUUUUUCACCUCCCCCCAUGGAACUGAGAGCCACCCAACACCCUCCACCUCACCCACCCCACGGCCCCCGAGGUUCUCAGGCAGCCCAGCACUCAGCAUUCCACAAUUUCACUGUUGAUCCCUCUUUAUGUAUUCCCGUGUGAGGACUUUGGGACUGGUAUCUAGUUUUGGGUCUGUGCUUUUAAUAUUUUGUUGGAUGAAUUAUUUUUUGUUGUUGGGUUUAUUAUUUCUCAUUUUUUGUCUUUUUUUUCCCCCUGUUCUUUAUUUUUUUUUUCCCAAUAAAAUUAUUGCUAUAGCAGCUGUGCAACCAGCGAGCCAUGAUUUUUAGUGUGGCUGCCUGUUGCACAAAUCAAGGUUGUAGCUACAUUUUUACUUUCUGUAUGACAAAAAACAACUUUGUAAAUAAAAUGUUAACAUUU
Messenger RNA from Micropterus dolomieu (smallmouth bass), 1598 nucleotides. RefSeq names its product acidic (leucine-rich) nuclear phosphoprotein 32 family, member B (gene anp32b). NCBI's taxonomy places the organism in Eukaryota, Metazoa, Chordata, Actinopteri, Centrarchiformes, Centrarchidae. Gene Ontology annotation, molecular function: histone binding. Gene Ontology annotation, biological process: regulation of apoptotic process. The record is from RefSeq and is a predicted model, not a curated record. Bases 223 to 981 code for a protein of 252 amino acids. Gene Ontology annotation, cellular component: nucleus. The transcript has 7 exons.